Messenger RNA from Saccoglossus kowalevskii, 1085 nucleotides. Its product is annotated as acetylcholinesterase-like. Lineage: Eukaryota; Metazoa; Hemichordata; Enteropneusta; Harrimaniidae. Gene Ontology annotation, molecular function: acetylcholinesterase activity. Gene Ontology annotation, cellular component: plasma membrane. Gene Ontology annotation, biological process: acetylcholine catabolic process; choline metabolic process. The record is from RefSeq and is a predicted model, not a curated record.
AUGUAUGACCAAGUUCUUGCCUUGAAAUGGGUGAAAUCUAACAUUGGUGCUUUUGGAGGAGAUCCCAACAUGGUGACCAUUUUUGGAGAAAGCGCUGGAGCAGCAAGUGUAGGCCUACAUCUACUUUCACCAUUGAGUGAGCCAUUAUUCAAUCGCGCCAUAUUGCAGAGUGGUGCGCCUGAUGCCAACUGGGCAGUAAUGACUCAUGCACAGUCCAGGCAGAGAUCUGAAACUCUAGGCCUAUCUCAUGGCUGUGAUGAUUUCGAAGAUAGGGACUUCGUCGAUUGUCUUCGUUGUAUUCCUGCUGAUACAUUGAGUGCUAACGAAUGGGUAACUGGUAAUUUUAACGAGUUCCCAUGGGUUCCCGUCGUUGAUAACAAGUUUCUAACGGACGAACCAAAAAGGUUGAUUCGCAACGGCCACUUCAAGAAAGCCAGUAUCAUGGCAGGCGUUAAUGGAGAUGAAGGCACGUAUUUUAUUCUGUACCAAAUACCAGGAUAUGAAAUAGACACACCCAGUUAUCAGACAUAUGAUAACUACCUAGGCAACGUUGAUGUUGUGAACUAUGAUUUGAAUAUGUGUUCAAGAUCUGCCAUCAAAGACCACUACUCUCACUGGAAUAUGCUCUACGACAGUGUGGCUAACCGUGAUGCCUUAGACGAUGUCGUUGGCGACCGUCAGUUCAUAUGUCCAACAGUUGAUUUUGCUCAUAAAUACGCGCAGGAAAAUGUAAACGUGUACACAUAUAAGCUGGAUAUCAGAGACAGUCAGAAUCCAUGGCCACAAUGGAUGGGGAUAAUGCAUGGUGAUGAUAUCCAGUUCGUUUUUGGCAUGCCCCUGAAUCCUGCAAACGGGUAUACUGAUGAAGAGGUUGAAUUAUCGGAAAACAUAAUGGCUUAUUGGGCGAAUUUCGCUAAAUCAGGGAAUCCAAACAAGGGACAGUUAGUACCAUAUUGGCCACGGCAGACGGCACAGGGACGUCAGUACCUAAGGUUUCCCACCUUUGAAUCUGAUUCUGGACUACGAAAAGAAGAUUGUCAACUGUGGAGUGAAUUAAUACCACUAUUGGAAAGAGACGAGAGAUG